AUGAGUUACAGCAACUUCGGCAACCGUGGGAGCGGCUACGGACCGCGGGGGACGCGCGCCGCGCGUCGCUUCGGCAGGCCCCGGUUUCCGCGCCCGCCCUUCCGACAUGCGGGCCCGCCGCGGGGACCGCCGUUCGGCGUGCCCUGGCAGCCGAACAACAUGUUUUUCCAGCCCCACCCGCUGCGUGGCACCCCGCAGUUCCGGCCGGACGGCAGACGGAAGAGAUUCUGCAAUUACGACGUUCGAUUCCCCGCGCCCAACAGACUGCCCGUACCUCCGGAUUGCGAGGAGGACUUCGCCGCCGCCACUGCGUUGCCGCCGUUUUACAGCUUCCAGACGGAGAUCAAUCAGAGUGAAGCCGCGCCGCAGCUUCCGCUGCUCGGCUCCGAGGAGGAGCGGCAGCAGAAGAUAACCGAGACGGCGGAUCGUCUGAAGCAGAAGCUCUCCUCUUUCAGUAGCGACGAGAUGAUAGAUAUUUGGAGCGAGGACCCGCCGUCCAUCGCUGUUGAGAGUAAUACGGAGGAGGAGAGACGUAUCCCUGUGGUCGGAUACAAAUCAUCUGAGCUCAGUCUGACGUACAAUGAUCUUAAGGAUAUUGGAAAAAUAAAUUCCGAUAACACGCAAUACCCUGCAAGUGUAUUUUACGUAUCGAGUAAUGCAAAUAGCGAUGUAGUAUUAGAUGAAAAUGAAGAUGGAGCCCAUCUAGCGAUACCUAGCGAUCAAGUGACAAAUCUAGAGGAUACACCGGAUGGUAAUGAAUGUGUGGCAGUGAACAAUUGGGAGGAGUUUCGCGAGUCAGCGGACGAUCCUCCUGAUCUGGAACAAUCACAUUUACACGGAGAUGAAAAUAUUGAGGAUAAGUUAGACUCGGACGUCCAGUAUCAGUACGAUACACCUUUGGCUAGUAUUUCGGAAGAUCAAAAUGAUCAGCAGCAGGAUGCUUCACGAGGAAUCGAAGUGUACUCCACGGAUGCUGCGAGAGAAGAGAAUGAGUCCGAAACGCUGAAUUUACAAGCUACAUCAUUUCCAAUUAGUUCCGAUUUAGCGGAUCAGGAUGUUUUGCAGAAGAAUAUGUCGCCAGGAAAUGAGGUUUUCACGAAUUUAGACGUUCACGAAAGUGUCUUAGAUUUCAAUGUUCAUGCAGAAAAUUCAAAUAGUAACAAUUGCACGUUAGCGCAACCGGCAGUAAUUGACACAGCAGUAAAUAAUGUUGCGUUAGGUAAUCAGUUGCCAAGAAUGAUGGACAAUUCCUUGCAUAGCGGUCCACCGAGGUUGUCACCGCCCAGCGAGCAGGAGUUGCCCAUUGAUUUUGAUCCCAGUACCCCACCACCGAUACUGCUGAAGCAAGAUCAGCCAUGUAUUCUGCCACCGUAUUCGAUACCUGAUUUGCCGCCGUUAUUCGAUCCUACAGAACCACCGCCAAAUGUCAAGUGUUUACUCGGAUCGAAGAUGCUCCACGAGGACGCAAAUCCUGCAUGGAGUAACGCUCAAAAUCCGAUACCUGCCGCCUAUAAUAAUAUAGAGGUUCAUACGGGCUUGAGUGCGCACGGAGGAUUUAUGCCCCAGCAAUUGCCAUUAGAAAUACCCAGCCAAGGUAAUGUCUUUCUGCCGCCUCAUAUCGAUUCGGUAAGUUUUCCCGCCAUAUUUCCUAUGUUGCCGAGCGGUCACUCUGACAUCAGUACACACGUUCCGUCAACGUUGCCUGCUCAAAUGCAUGCGCCGUCUCGUAACGCUUGCGUGUCUUCGCCCUCUGAUUUGCAUUGCAGCGCGAACAAAGACGACGGUUUGGAUGACAUGCAGGAGGCUAUGAAAUUUGCAAAAGAAAUGACAAAUAUAGCAGGGAAGACGGACAAGAAGUCCCAAUCAAGUUCCAAAACUCUUUCGAAAAGCGGUACCUCAACUAAUCCUGUUAGCGGCGGCGUAGAAUUCAUAGCCCUGCCUCCGGGAAAGCCAAAAGUUAAAACUGGUAAGCUGAAAAGGAUAAAAGGAGAUGACACGUGUAGCAAGAGAAAAAUAGUACCUGAGGAACAAGGUAAAGCGGACCAUCCGUCAUCCGAAGAUACGACACAAGAUGCAAAUGUGAGCUCCAAGGACAUCUUGUUCAGCGAGCAAGAGCGACCUAAAGUAGUAUUUAACUUGAAUAAUAAAACAAAAGUAGUGAGUACGGUAAAAACUAAGACAGCGUGGAAAGAAAAUGACGAGAAAAAAAAUGGCAUGACACAAUUUAUAGAGCCAGAAAAGAAACAAUCUAUGGAAUCGGAACAGUCUCAUGCAGUACCUUCGAUAACUAAGAAGAAGAAUUUUGAAAGUACGUUAAGGUACAGUAAAGAGGAGGAAAAGAAUUUAAGGAGACAUGAAAAUCACCCUGAAAGAACAAUAUUAUUCGAGUCGACUACAAACCAGGCUACUACGUUGCCUCACAAAAAGUCGCAAAAGGAUAUCCAUAUGGAGAAAUCUCAACAUUCUCACGUUUCGCUUUAUUCGAAGGUCAACGUGCAAAAUUCGAGGAAUCGUGGAGUAGAUAAGAGCGAGAAUUGUAACGUGGAGUGGAAGAAUAGAAUCAUCAGCCGAUUCUUGAAGAUGAGUAGAAACGAUAUCUGCAACAUGGUGAACAAUACUAGUCUUCGGAAGUUUGAUAUUAUAAUGAAGCGUCUAGUUAAGGAGAAGAAGCCUGCGCUGUCCUUGGAGAUGAGACACGCGCAGGACGAAAAGAUGAAGCUGUACGAUCAGCAGGAAUUUAUGAAGCAGCUGAAUGCGAUGUUGGACACCGACGCUGUUGUGUCCGUCACCGAUUUGCCUACGGAGUUCAUUCAUCAUUUGAAUGAAGUCUUACAGUUGGACGUGCAGCCGGAUAUUCACGCCGAGUCCGCAGCAGCUUCGAGCAGCCAAUACGGUUACUUGGAAGAUGCCAAUCGUAUGUUCAGUCCCAUAACUACAGAAUGCGCAGAUAAACUGACAAUGUUGAAUGAUAUUAGUCAGGAAUGUGUAAGAAACAAAGGCCGUAUGACAAGAGCGGGAUGUAAUAAGCAUGUACAGGCAUAUAACAUUAAAAGUAAUGAUCUUAAUUCGAAAGAUGAUACCUCUAACACUAUUGUAGCUAAUGUUUCUAAUAUUAACAGCUUGUCGACUCUGCAACAUGAUUUGGAUAAUAUAUUUUCAGAAGUAACGAAGAAAAUUCAAACCCCGGCGGCAGUAAAAGAGCGUAAGCGUAGCAGUAUGGGACAUCAAAAUGCAAAGAAAUUUGACAUCGGCGCGAUUACGAGGAGCAUGGAGCAAGAGGCACUCUUGGAAGAUGACGGAGCACGCGGCCUGGAGACAAGUUCGUACUGGGACGAGAACUAUAUAGAUAGAUGGACGAGGAAGGAACGGGAGGAUCCAUACGCGUACAGAAAUCUUACCAAAGAAGAAUGGGAGGCGAGAUACGGAAUGCAAGCGAAUUCGCAAGUGAACUCGCAAACAAAUUCGGCACCCUCUGUUAUUAGUACAAAAAGGAUUGGCGCUGUUAAUAAUAAAAGAGGACGCGGUAGAAAAAUUUGCCCGCGACGUCGCCAUUCGUCCGAAUCUUCGAGGCAUCCGCCAAAUACGAGGCACAGAUCCUUGGAAAAGGAUAAGCAUAAAAAGUCUAGACGACACAGCGACGAUAGAAGACAUAGUACCAUCUAUCAGACAGAACAUCUAGAAUCCGUUGUCAACAACGAAAGUAAUAGUAGUAGCAGCAGCAGCAGCAGCAGCAGCACUAGCAGCAGCACUAGCAGUAGCAGCAGCAAUAGCAGUGAUGUCAUAAAGUUACUAAGAGUGAUAAAGGAGAAUGAGAAGGUGGCGAAGAAAAUGACGUUGAAUGAAGCGAUAAGAGAUGAGGUGAAUGCCGAGAUCGAGCGAGAGCGUAAAUCGAGAAGAUCGUUGAAAAAUCGUAAAAACUUGAAGAAAAGGCCGAAAAGAGCACACAAGAAAAGGAGGAAGCAAAGUAAGAAAGCGACGAGAUCCUCCGAUUCCUCCUCGGAGAAGGAUAACGAUAACGAAGUGACCGAUAGAUUGCUGACGGAGAAUGAAAUUAAGAAGGAAAUCCUGGAAAAUCAGGUCGCGCAGGAGGUGAUUGUCAAAGAGGAGGUGGACAUCAGCCAGGAGGAGAAUUCCGCAGACGCAGAGUUUGCGAACGCUUCGAGUUUUAUGGAAAAUGAGACGGCGUAUCUGCUCGCCGCAUCGCAGACCAGGCUGGAAUCUCCUUUGGCGCAGGAGAUCCCGAUUGCGGCUGUCAAUGCCGCCGCGCAGCCGCAUGCCGAAGACAGACUGCCGACAGUUUCCCCGACGCAGCUGAAGACAAAGGCGCAGCUGAAGCAGAUGCCGGAAACGUCCGAUAUGAACGACAACAGAGUCCCUCUGAAUGUAUUCACCUACAUACCGGAGAAUUGGAGUUUAACGCUUAAUCCGGCGAGCUUCGCGGAGGAUUUAGAUAAGCCCUGCCAAACGGCCGACGACGUCGGGAGCUGCGGCCAGGACAAGGCUCAUCCGUCUUCGGCGAUCGACAGUUUUACGAAUCAAAACAAUAACACCGUGCACGUGUCGUGCAGCGAAACUGAUAAUAACAAUGCAACAUUGCAACAAUCGGAUGCGACAGCGUGCACUUUUGCCGAAUCGUCUGCCAAAGUGCAAGACGGUAAUAAUGAAAUCUCAGCCACUAGUAAUAAUGAUACGUCAAGAGCGUCAGCGAAGAUGACCGCCACGUCAGCAUCGCCGGCGUCAAAUGUCACGCCUGCGAGUGCCGUGGCGCAGAAGCCGGGAGCCAGCAAAAAGAUUGACAUAAAGACGUACUACGAGCGCACUAUGUCACGACGUCGCAUGAAUGAGAAGUCGGAAUCGAAGCGGAAUCCCGCGGAGAAUCCCGCCAGACAGACGUCGGCGCAAAAUUCACUCGCGCCGAAAAGCACAGAGCCAGAGAUUCCCGUAGCGAGCAAAUCCACUACGUUGAUACCCACUUACACCGGCUCCAUUCAGGAUCCGCGAUUAGCAAAAUUAGCCGCGAAUUCAUGCGUGACGAGUAGUAGGAGCGACAUCGCGCAGGCAACGUCGGAGAGGAAUGCUCGGCAGAAGGAAAAGCGGGAGACGAGGGGAUCCGCGGUCGCGGAAUUGGCGUCGAGGCGUCCCGAGGAAAAUUCAAAUCGCAUCGGCAGCGAUAGCGCCGUUAAAAAUAUUAAUCAAGAUAAAUCGAGAGAUAAAGUAUCGCUCGCCGCUAACAGCAUCAGUGUAUUGUCCAACGUUGUUGUAGCAGCGUCUAAAAAAAUUGCGGCGCCAAAAUCCAAGAAACGCGCGGAAGUCAAUAAUCAGGGUGCGGCGAGUAAGAAAUUACAAAGCGACGCUCCGUCUGACGCUAAGCGAUUUAAGAACAUUCGAUCGGAAGGCGGUAAAGAGUUGAAGCUGAAAAAGGAAAUGACGAAGGUGCAAAAGGCGAAGAAGAAAUCCACGGCGACGUCCAAGUCGUCCGUUAAUCUAGUCUCGACAAAGGUAUACUUCCCCACGGAAGAGACGCCGGUUCAAGGAAAGAAGGCGAACAACGUCAACGACGCGGAGAAAACGAAAAUAGAACGAGUACAAUUGAUAAGCUCUCGCGAAAGUAAGGCGAAUGGCAAAGCGGAACCGACAAUUCCCGCCGGAAACGCUGAUAAUGAUGAGUUACCGCAUGAUACUGUUAAGGCGAAGGAACGUUCCGCAAACUUGGAAAUUUGCGGCCGGGGAAACGCUGAAAAGGCUGCGGGUAAUAUCGAUGCGCCCGAACGUUCUUCCAAGACGCGAAAUGAAGGGACUCGUGGCGCAAAAUGCGCAAAGGGCACAGCGAGAAGAGUCGAGGUUGCAGAUAAGAAAGGUCAGAGCGCUUCUUCUGAACUCGCCGUACAGGCAGCUUCCGUAGCUGCUUCGAAAGAUUCUGAAAAUGAAAAUGUCGAAAGGAUAAACAAGGAUUUCCCCGCGUCGAAGACCGAGACGCAACCGUCCGCCGCGGCGAGAGGGACGGAGCCCUCGUUGAAUUACGCGGAUCAGGGUCAAAUUAGAAAAUCAAACGGUCGAGAUUUAUCGGUGAGCGCAAUUAAUCGUGACGUAAGCAGUAUUCCCGAAUUGGACGCAACGUCCUCUCGCGCGGACAGCGUCGACGGGCGAAGUAAGGAAAAUCAGGUGUUAUUGAGUAGCAAUAUCGAAAUUAAUAAUCCUAACGAGAGCAAUGUGAGAUUAGAUGCCGCGGACGAUGCGAGCGAGGGAUCUCCGGCUAGGAAAACCGCUGGGCUGCAGUCGUCGGUUUCGUGCGAGGACCCGCGGGGGGAGCAGCGAGGUACCGAGAACAGCGAUAUCUCGCCCAGCGACAGCGUCGGCAGUCCGUUCAAGGGCUUCCUUCAGGAGACCAUGGUGGACUUUGAGCAGCCGAAAUUGUCACUCGACGUGAAUUACGUAACGCGCGCCACCGACCGCCGCGAGGGCGUGAAGUCGACGAUCGUCGAGGGGCGAUUACGGGAGGAUUACGAGACGCUGCAGGAACCCGGUACCGAUUACGCCAACGACGACGCGGCCGUCGUCAAUGAGAAUUUUAAUAUCGCUUUUGACACUUUGCUUGCUUCAGAUAAGGAAUGCGCGGCGAGCGAGAGGAGCGAUAAAUCCCGCGAUUUGACGGCGGCAGACGAAAGUGGAGAAGGGCACGUAAGAAAAUCCUCGGGCGUAGAGAUAGCCACGACCAUGUUACACGACGAGGCGAACGAUAUAAACAUCGCGGACGGUAGCGAGACGGAGAGGCAGACGUUGCGGAUAAACAAGGAGGGAUACGCGUCGUCGUGCGCCGGAUUAGCGAUGAAGGAGGCCAUGUUCAUUGGCGAGGAGGAGAUUAUCCCGGGCGAGGCGCGCUCGAGGGAUCUGACGAGCAAGCUCAAGACCGCGACCGAUCCGAGCCUGUCGGACGCGCUGGAGGCGACGAUCUCGGACGACGCGUUGAGGCUGGCGCCGGACGGCAGCCAGGGAAUCGCGGAGCAUCUCGACGGCCACAUGUAUCUGGAGAUGUCGGCCACGUCGGGCACGGGGGAGGAGAAGGCGCCGUGCGACAAGCUGCCGGGCUUCGAUUCCGACGAGCAUCAUCUGGACGACAUAUUUUACUUGGACGAUCGCCUGCGGGGCACCUCCGCGUUCGACAACAAAGAGGAGGAGGAGGAGGACGACGAGUGCGGGGGGCAUCAUUUCUCCGUCGACCGGCAAAGCCCGCGGUACGACAUCACGCCCGCGGUCACGCCGCCGGAGACGACGGCGACGAUGAUGGUCGUGCCCUGCGCGGAUUUGCUGAGCGACGAGAUGCCGGCGGCGAGGCCGGUGGAGGAGUGCAAGUUCGACCUGAACGUCUCGUCGGCGGACAACGAUCUGCUGCUCGCGGGAACGUCGCUGGACGGACGGACUCCGUCGGCCGCCGCCGACACGCCGAGGACGCUGAACGUCCCGACGAAGGCCGCCCUGAAGGAGGCCGCGACGACGAGUCUCUUUCUGAAGUCCCCGAGUGACGUGCCGACGGCAACCAAGGAAGUGGCGCUUGCUGGAACAUCGGACAAAGCGCUGCGGCAGAACGAGGCGGCGGACCCGAAUUACCAAGCAUCGGCGGCCUGGCGCGUGAACGCGCAGCAGCAAAACAAUAACAAAAAAACGCGCCCGCUCGAGGCUCACGACAACACGGCCGCCGCGCGGGAUUUCGAAAAAAAUGUAAACAGAGUGUCGACGACGCGGAACGGCACGUGUUCCGAGGCGGCUCGCAAAGCCAUUGGUGCUGCUGCUGACCGCGCGGAGGGAUCGCCCACGGCGCCUGCGCAAAACUUCGAGAAACUUCUACGUACCGGCGUGCAACGCACGCCGGUCGUGGAGUUGCGAAAAAUGAAGGAAUUGGACAGGCUGUUGGAAAAACGGGGUCGGGGAAAUUCCCCGGAGCGAAUGAGGGAGAGAGUUCACGACGGACAGAGGAAGUACAACGGCACGAUUUUGCACAAGUUGAAAGCUGACAAACGGCGGCUGAAACGUCAGCCCAAGGACUCGCCGAGGGAGGGCAGCCUGGUGAAGAGGCUGAAGAGGCUGAGGCGAUCCGGGAAGGUCGCCGAAAUGGCCACGAGAGAGGCCAUCCUGGCUAGAAUGCUGGAAAUUGAUCUCGAGAUGCACAAGCUCGCGACGGAGAAGCUGAAGCUGCACGAAUUAUUACGUGGCAAUGUCCCGUCGAUUGAAAAUUACACGACGAUUUCCAGCGACGUGCCAAUGACGAGAGAAGACGAUCGUGAUCUCAAUCAGUUCGAAACACAGCCGUCAACGUUGACGUUGCAGAACAUCAGUGAAGUGAACCGUGUCAAACGUGCGCCCUCGUCGAAGCCGUCGCCGAUUAAGGAGAGAAAGAGAACGUCCCCGGAGGAUAACGAGGGUUACACGCAGAGGACAAAAAUGCCGGUGAUCAAGUGGAAGAAGAAGCCGCGACUGGAACAGACGUUCAGACGGGAGGAAGCCGAGAAAGAGGAGGAGGAGGAGGAGGACCCUGAUGAGACGACGGAACAGCAGACCUCGACUUCCGUAAGUAAAAGAGUAGAGAAUGAUUUGUCUGCCGUGAUCGCGUCUGAAGAGAUCGUUCAGAAACCCGAAUCGAACGCCGUGACGACGGACGAAGCGCGAGAGGAGGAAGCUACGGGGAGGUCAGCUUGUUGUGACAUCGAUUCGAGACCCGCGACGGUCUGUCCGGAUAAAAGCGCCGCGGAUAAAAGUGCGGACGAGGGAGGAGAGCGGCAGGACAUUGCAGCCGAGGGCGAGACCGAGCGUGUCGAACAUUUUGAUGCUGUUAAGGAAAAUGACAUUCUACCGCCGAGCGAAGUGACGAGGCCGAAUUAUCAUCGGCCGUCGAGCAGGCCAGUGCGCGACACGCCGAAUCCUUCGUCUAUAUAUUCCGACGACAGCACGUGGCAGUCCGACGUGGUGCAAAACACCGUCGCUGCGGAGAUGCACGCGGAGGGCAGGAGAGCGACGGGUCUCGUGUUGCUGGACGAGACGCUCAAGAAGGAGCUGGCCAAGUCGCGAAAGAAAGCGAUCGUGCGCAAGAAGAAGCAGCAGCAGCUGGACAACUUCCUGAAGACGGUUAACAAUCUGACGAUAGAGGAGGAGGAGCUGCCCCUGUCGAAGCUGUACAUCAAGAAGCUGCGGCAAAAGCGAGAUCUGCUUGACACGCUCAGCAGCCAGAGGAAGGAAGACACGGAUCUCGUCGUUGAUCCGAACGUCCUGAAGAACAUCGACGACGUGAUAAACGCCGUGGUGGAGAACAGAGUGGACGACAAUCCUUACGAAUCAGAGGUACGAGCUACCGACGAUGUCCCGGCGACGUCGUCCAACGCCUCGCCUGUGCCGCAGCCCGAGAAGCAUCAAUUUUACGUUGACGCUGAAGCGAACGCCAACUCGGACUGGCCUUGUCGACCGGAAGAGACCGUGGAAGAGGAGGUCGCGCCGGUUGAGCAGGACAGCAACGACGUGCCAGGCACCGAUGGAUCGAAUCACGUUUUUAAGGCCGUCAGCCAGGACAAGGUUCCUUUCUACGAGGAACGUAACGUAGAGCCUGACAGCAGCAUCACCCCCGAGGAGACCCUAAUGGAAACGGACUUCUGCGAGCGCGAUCGUUCGAAGGAUUGCAGUAGUGUUACGUCGCGCAAUUUCGACAUUAAAGUAUCCGUGCCCAAGACUUUGAUAAAAGAUGAUUUCAGCCUGGGACUGUUGCAGAAAUUGAAAGAGCCGGAGGAGGACGGUGCUGUCGCGGUAGGUACCGGCCUGGUCGAUUCCACAACAAAUGUAUUCUCGGCCGACUCUGAGAAAGUGGAGGAGAAGGACAAGAGUUCGUCGCAGAGUACCUCGCAAGUCAAGGACGAGAACGUCGUGGUGGAGGACAAGAAGGACGAGGAGGGGAAAGACGAAACGAAGGACAAACCCACGGUGGACGCGAACGAGAGAGAGGAGACGGUCGACAGCGCGAGCACCAAUGCACCAUCCGCGCCGCAAUCGGUCCGCACCGCCAAGUCCGGAUACUCCACGGAGAACGAGGAGUCGGGUGAUAGCGUUUCUUCCAACGGUAAAGCAGUAAUAAUACAUACGGAGCGUGAAUCAAGUGUCUCGAAUUCCACGGUAGAGAAGACCGAUACGAAGCAGAGUAAAAAGUCGGAUGUCGAAUCCGAGCAGCUCUCGAAUGACGUGAUUAUUGCUUCGAAACAAGAUUGCCAAAGCGCGGAGAAUGCGGCAGCCGCCAGAGAGGAAGAGAAAAAUAAUCCCGACAACAAGUCGCACGAAUUUGAGAGAAUUCUGGAUCAUAAUGAACAGAGCAACAGCAAUUCCAGCGUGCCAGCUGAUCUAAUGAGCGAAAGAUCAGAGGAAUCCAACGUGUCCGUUGAGCAAAAGUUCAGUCUGGAACGCACGUCGACGUCCGCCUUCUCGGCUUUCAACAAAGCAAAGGGAAGCGGUGAACCGAGCAGGAAGCUUCGUCGCAAGCACGCAAACAGCUUGGCGCCGGUUCGGAGAAGCACGAGAAACUCCAAUGAGAAUAUCAAGCCCGGCAGGACAAAUGAAGUCGAUGGUAAUUCGAGCAACAGCGAACAACGAGAACCGUGUACUCCUCUCGAGAAAGAUUUAACAACGCGGAGCAGAAGCAAAUCCCCCUCGACAAAGAGUCGCGACGAGAGACCUGUCGCAAACAACGUCCCGAGGAGAAAUCGCGUCUCGCAGAAAGUGCCAAAUCCGGCGAGCAGCCGGAAAGCUGGUGCUGAAUCCGAAACGAGGAGCGAAGAUUCGGCCAAGCAUCUCGAAACGAUCACGGAAUCCGCAGUCGUGCCGAGGAACAGGGCCACGAGAAAGAGGAAGCAAGAGCGCACGGAAUGGCAAAUAAAAAACUGCAAAGUGAGAUUGACCGACUGUAAACCCGCUCUACUCAAGUACAUCGAUCCCAAAACUCUGGACAGAUUUGGAAUAAUCGCCGCCGAUAAUCCCCACCCGUCGAGCGACUCGUCGUGUGUGCAGCGUACAUGCGAUCAAGAUGCGGCAAUGAUUCCCACCGCAGCUACGGAUAAAGAUUUCUGUGCCUCGGACCAGUCCUGCGACAAGGAAAGAUUUCGACUCGAGAUCGAAAUCUUGCAGGAGAAGCUAAUUAAGGAAAGCAAUGACAAGGAUCUCGUUCAGGAAUCUGUUUCGCAUGCAGUGGAAAUCGACCAGGAUGAAUCGAGAAUGCAGUACACAGUCCAUAAAGGCCCUAUUUUAGACAUCAAGAUUUUUGAGAAUUCUUUCCUGGCAGCAAGCGAAGACAGCAAAAUAUACAGAUAUAGUCAGAAGUCCAAUGGGAUAUUGAAUAUUUAUAAAGGUCAUAAAUCCGCGGUUACGUGUUUGUAUAUCUGUAAGCCGGCUGUUGUCGCAGGAGUUGACAAAAAUCUUGUGUAUUCUGGUUCCUUAGAUGGCACUUUGCGUUGUUAUGAUAUAAUGACUGGUGCGUUGAUAGGAAACCCGGCGCAAAUAAAAAGUCCGAUACAGUGUAUGGAUCAAGCAUGGGGAAUGAUUUUUAUUGGAACUAAAUCUGGACAUGUUUCGCGUUUUCAUAUCGAGGCUGGUGCUAUUAAAGAAGAAAGUAUUCCAUUCUCGGAGAAGUCUGUACUUGCGCUUAAAGCGACGAACGAAGGCCCACGAAGAAUUCUCAUUAUAGCAUCUCGAAACCAACCGAUAAGUAUACGGGACGCUCUGACUGGUUUGUUCCUCCGUACGAUCAGCGGCCAGAAGAGUCAUACCGUCUACAGUUUACUGCGCCAUGAUAAUUUGAUCUAUUGUGGUACAAGCAGCACGUCCAUAAACGUUUUCGAUUUCACGACGGGUGAACAAGCGAUUCAAUAUGAUGCUGGUGUCGGUAUUGUGUGUAUGCGGCUUCAUAAGCAACUGCUCUUCGCAGGCUGUUACGACGGCAAUAUUUACGUUUUUGAUAUAAACACUCACAAAUUAGUAUGUAACAUACGUGGGCCAGGGAAUAUGCUAUUAAGUGUAGAGGUUGUAAAUAACAAGAUUAUAGCGGGAAGUAAAGACAAACGUUUGCAUUUGUGGCAAAUGCCCACUCAAGUGCGUGCCUUACUUUAAACAACAAUGUAUAGCAUGUGCUCAGGAAUUCUCUAUUUUAAAAAUAAUUAAUUGGGAAAACGAUCGGAUAACAACUUAGCGAUCGAGUAAUACUACAUAAAUGUGUAAUGCAAAAAAACUUAUGAAACACCGAAAUUAUGACUUUAUAGUAUAGAACUAUAUUUUUUAACUUUUUCACUAUAAAUAGCAUUGUCAUUACAUUUCUGAUUAAAAAAAUGCUUUAUUUAUAUUAUAUAUUUGAUAAAUAUAUGAUAAAGCGCAAAAAUGAUAAAUAAAAUGUUUAUAAUUGCAGUGCUGUGUAUGACAGUAUGUGAAACUAUUUAUAGUGAGAAAGUACUGGCGCCAAAAUUAUUAUAUAAAAGAUGAUGCGAUACAUAUCUAUAAUAUGUAAAGUGUACAUUUGUAAAGAUUUUAGACUGAACUAAUGCAAUAAUGUGAAAUUAUUGUAUGUAUGUGUAUGUAUGUGUGUGGGUGUGCCCGCGCGUCUGCUUUGUACACACGAAAAGAUUCAUACUUGCAAUAUCAUCCGAAAGUGUGUGACAUUUAAUAUACAUAUUAAAAAACAAAUUUUAUGUCGGCACAUGUCAACGUUUUAAUGGGCUGUUUAAAAGUUGAAACUAGGUAUACACGUAGGUGAGAAUACAUGGGCAUUCAACGGCUUUUAUAAACUCUUUAUUAAGCAACACUUUUGUUCCUUGUUGGUAUUUCACAAAGGUUUGUUAUUUUGUUGCUUGUUCCUUAAGAAAUAUCCUUUAAAAAGAUCUUGUUUAUAUUCACAACAUGCUACGUUUGAUGUUUGUGUGUCAUGUAUUUUACAAAUGAAAACAAAUACACUUUACUAUCCUUUAACUUCUAUUCUAUUGCAAUAGACAUUAGCGAAUGUAAAUAAGGAAUUGUACCAAAAUAUAACAAGCCAUUUAUAAUUUAAUUUAGAACAUGUGGAAUUAAUCAAAGUACGAAUAAUGUGUUUGUGUAAAAAAAAGUGGCAAAUAAGAGGAAAUGUUACAUUUAAUAAAAUUCUAAACUUAUGAUAGGCUGAUACGUUUACAUUUCACUUAUAAACACACAAUUACUAUAUUUAUUAUUAUAUGUGUAAUUCUUAACGUAUGUAUAUUUAUGUAUGCAAUAUUUACUAUAUGUAGUUAUAAAAAUCGUACGUGUCAUUUGUUCACAAAAGCUGAUGAAUUGUACUUGUAUUAGGGAGUUACUGCCAAUACUUAAAAUAAUUUGACAUCAUUAAUUCUCUAUUGUGCAAAGUUCUCGAAUAGGAUCAAU
Molecule: messenger RNA, 13404 nt
Organism: Wasmannia auropunctata (little fire ant)
Lineage: Eukaryota; Metazoa; Arthropoda; Insecta; Hymenoptera; Formicidae
Exons: 7
Coding region: 1-12129 (4042 amino acids)
Cellular component (GO): membrane; cytosol
Molecular function (GO): RNA binding; SH3 domain binding
Source: RefSeq, a predicted model, not a curated record